Molecule: messenger RNA, 6584 nt
Organism: Helicoverpa zea (corn earworm)
Lineage: Eukaryota; Metazoa; Arthropoda; Insecta; Lepidoptera; Noctuidae
Gene: ATPCL
Product: ATP-citrate synthase
Exons: 24
Coding region: 225-3488 (1087 amino acids)
Biological process (GO): acetyl-CoA biosynthetic process; tricarboxylic acid cycle; citrate metabolic process
Cellular component (GO): cytosol
Molecular function (GO): ATP citrate synthase activity
Source: RefSeq, a predicted model, not a curated record
UUCGUCAUAUCAGUCGCGCGUUUGAAGCCGCACCGUGCGGACGCGUCGUUCCAAAUUCGAAAAUAUAUCGCGAGUGAUAACCGCGCGUGGAUAAUUAAAAAUAUUUUUUGUUAAAUAUUAUCUGGAUUUGAAACCGCACGCCGGAGUUUUUGGAACUAAACUUGUCAUCCAUAUGACGUGGGCCGCACCGACACAUUGACAGCUGAACACACACACAUAUAAACAUGUCGUCUAAAGCUAUAUACGAGGCGACCGGCAAGGACCUCAUUAAUAGGCACAUAGCUCCUGGCACAGCGCUGGUGCCGUGCCGCUUCGCCACCUUCGAACAGGGCACCGUCUGGGAGGACGAGCUCGGCAAGAACCCAUGGCUCGCUAAGGAGCAACUAGUAGUCAAACCCGACCAGCUGAUCAAGCGUCGCGGUAAGCUCGGCCUAGUAGGAGUCAACAAGACCGCAGCCGAAGUCAGGAGAUGGCUGAGCGAGCACGUCGGCAAGGAACAACAAGUUGGCGCCGCCACGGGGAAGUUGCGCCACUUCAUCGUCGAGCCUUUCGUCAAGCACGAUGCUAGCGAAGAGAUGUACCUGAACAUAAUGUCUGGACGGCGAUCAGACACGAUCCUGUUCCACCAUCAGGGAGGAGUGGACGUGGGUGAUGUCGACGCGCUCGCUCUCAGGCUUGAGGUGCCAGUAGAUACCUUCCCGACUGGUGAAGAUAUCGAGAGAGUGCUGCUCAAAAACAUCAAAUCUUCUGCAAUGAAAAGAUUGCUAACAACCUUCAUUCUAGCUCUCUACCGUGUCUACGUAGACCUAUAUUUCACGUACAUGGAAAUCAAUCCCAUAGUAGUGACAAACGAGCGCAUAUACCUUCUUGACUUGGCGGCCAAGCUUGACCAGACGGCUGACUUCAUCUGCGCCAAGAACUGGGGGGAGGUGACUUUCCCCCCUCCUUUUGGAAGGGAUGCUUACCCUGAGGAGGCCCAUAUUGCUGAUUUGGAUGCUAAGAGUGGGGCUAGUCUUAAGUUGACAGUACUAAACAAAUCGGGCCGCAUCUGGACGAUGGUGGCCGGGGGCGGCGCCUCGGUGGUGUACACCGACACGAUCUGCGAGCUGGGCGGCGCCGCCGAGCUCGCCAACUACGGCGAGUACUCCGGCGCCCCCACCGAGAGCCAGACCGCUGACUACGCCAAGACCAUCUUCAGCCUCAUGUGCAGGGAGAAACAUCCUAAUGGCAAGGUGCUGAUCAUCGGUGGUGGCAUCGCUAACUUCACGAACGUGGCCGACACGUUCCGCGGCAUCAUCACCGCCAUAGAGACGUACAAGGACGCGCUCAUACAGUACAACAUCACGAUCUUCGUGAGGAGGGGAGGACCUAACUACCAGGAGGGACUUAGACAAAUGCGCGAAGUAGGACACCGUCUCCGCAUCCCCCUCUACGUGUUCGGGCCCGAGUCCAACAUGACGGCUAUUGUGGGCCUGGCCCUAGGCCAGUCACCCAUACCCAAGGAGCAUCAGUUGGACUACGCGCCCAAACAGCUGCCCAAGCCUCAGGCUGCGCCAAAACCCAAGCUGGACAUCCCAGAAUUGACCCCCAAACUGCUAGACCUCGUGUGCUCUCAAGCGCCGACCAGACAAGACCUCGGCCAGAGUGUGACGACCGUCAUGUCACUGUUCUCUGACCGCACCAAGGCAAUCAUAUGGGGCAUGCAGAACCGGGCCAUACAGGGCAUGUUAGACUUCGACUAUAUAUGCCGUCGCGCGGAGCCGUCCGUGGUGGCCAUCGUGUACCCCUUCACGGCUGAUCAUAAGCAGAAGUAUUACUUCGGCAACAAAGAAGUGUUUAUACCAGUGUUCUCUGACAUGGACGUGGCUAUGCGCAAACACCAAGAGGCGACGGUGCUCGUCAACUUCGCGUCACUACGGUCGGCUUACGACAGCACUAUGCAGGCGAUGCAGCAUCCUCAGAUCAACACAAUUGUGAUCAUCGCCGAGGGUAUCCCGGAGAACAUGACCAGAAAGAUCAUCAAGUUGGCUGACACUAGAGGCGUGAAUAUAAUCGGUCCCGCCACAGUGGGCGGUAUCAAGCCGGGCUGCUUCAAGAUCGGGAACACAGCCGGCAUGAUCGACAAUAUUGUUGACAGCAAGCUCUACAGGCCCGGCAGUGUCGCCUACGUAUCUCGUUCAGGCGGUAUGAGUAACGAGCUGAACAACAUUAUAUCUAAGGACGCGGACGGCGUCUGUGAGGGAGUCGCUAUCGGAGGUGACAGAUAUCCGGGGACCACGUUUAUUGAUCAUUUGUUGAGAUACGAAGCGGACCCCAACGUGAAGAUGCUAGUGCUACUAGGCGAGGUCGGCGGCGUUGAAGAGUACCACGUGUGCAGAGCUAUCAAGGACGGCAAGAUCAAGAAGCCGAUAGUCGCCUGGUGUAUUGGUACUUGCUCUGACAUGUUCACAUCAGAAGUACAGUUCGGCCACGCUGGUUCUCUCGCGGGCUCGGCCAUGGAGAAGGCAGUCGCCAAGAACGCCGCGCUCAGAGCGUACGGCGCUGAGGUGCCCGACUCAUUCGAUACGCUCGGCGUGUCUGUUAACAAGGUUUACCAGAAGUUGGUGAAAGAAGGCAAGAUUAUCGUCAAGGAAGAGGUCGACCCACCCAAAGUACCCAUGGACUACGACUGGGCGAGAAAACUAGGCAUCAUCAGGAAGCCAGCAGCCUUCAUCAGCACGAUCUGCGACGAGCGAGGCAACGAACUGUCCUACUGCGGCGUCCCCAUCAGCCAGGUGUUAGAGAGACAGCUGGGAGUCGGCGGCACCAUCAGCCUGCUGUGGUUCCAACGCGAGCUCCCAGAAUGGGCUUCCAAAUUCUUCGAGCUGGUCCUCAUAGUGACUGCUGACCACGGUCCCGCGGUGUCAGGCGCCCAUAACACCAUGGUCACCGCCCGUGCUGGCAAGGACCUCAUAUCAUCAGUCGUCAGCGGGUUGCUGACCAUCGGCGACCGUUUCGGUGGAGCGUUAGACCGCGCGGCUCUGGACUUCUGCGCGGCGUAUGACCGCGGCCAGCAUCCGCAGGAAUUCGUCAACGAGAAGAGAGCUAAGGGUGAACUUAUCAUGGGUAUUGGACACAGAGUAAAAUCAAUCAACAACCCCGACUCCCGAGUACGCGAACUAAAGGCCUACGUCACAGCCCGCUGGCCGGCGUGGCCCGUGACGCGGUACGCGCUAGACGUGGAGGCCAUCACCACGCGCAAGAAGCCCAACCUCAUCCUCAACGUGGACGGCAUCGUCGCCGCCGCUAUGGUCGACAUGUUCCGCCACUGUCAGCUCUUUACGCAGGAAGAAGGCAACAACUACAUAGCAAUGGGCUCCAUAAACGCGCUAUUCGUCCUCGGCCGUACCAUCGGCCUAGUGGGCCACUACCUCGACCAGAAGCGCAUGAAACAGCCCCUAUACCGCCAUCCUUGGGACGAUAUCACCUACAUGUCACCACUUAACUAAACCAUUUGAACGUUCCCUGGACUGGACAUUGAGAAUUUCAGCGUUCAUUAUACUGGGCACUGAGAAUUUCAGCGUUCACUUUACUGGACACUGAUAAUUUUAGCGUUCACUAUACUGGACAUUGAUAAGUUCAGCGUUCACUAUACUGGGCACUGAGAAUUUCAGCGUUCACUAUACUGGACACUGAUAAUUUCAGCGUUCACUAUACUGGUCACUGAGAAUUUUGCUUCAAAUUUCCAUUUUCUUUGCGAUAAAAAUAGCCUUUCCUAUAAGCCUAUAUUUUCGAUUAGAUUGUAUGAAUCGUUUAUAUGAAGCUUCAAUCUCCAAUCGAAAAACAAUAGAUGGUUUGGUUAUUGCAAUCCGCAAAAGGUUGAAAUGUCACAAUUAUAUUCGGCUACAUACAAAAAAAAAGUCCGAAAUUUUUCAAAAUACUGUUGACCAGUCCAGUUCAGGGUUGAAAAAACAUUAAAAUUAUAAAUAUUAUAAAUAAAUAAUGUAGUGGGAUUGUAAGUAAAAAUGUUAAUAAAGAUCCGACGCCUUCAUUCCAUUCGUGGGCGUGGCCAAAAUGGAGUAUUUUUCGACCAUUUUCAAAAUUAACCAUAGAUAAAAAAACGCGUAAAAAUACAUCUUUUGGACAUUAAGAACUUAGUCACUUUAUUGUCUCGAAAUUAUCGUGCUUUUUUAUCUGUGGUUAAUUUAUGGUCAUAGAAUAAAGUGUCAAUGGUCACUCGAUUUCGGCUGCGCCCGCGCAUAUCAUUUAUUUAUUUUUAUAUUCAGGGUUUCUAAGAGCGCUUGAGAAUUGAAAAAAGUCCUAAUAGAAAAAUAAAAAUGGUUGAUUGAAUUUUUACUAAUUAAUUGUAAUUGUUUAUUUUUAGUAUUUAAAUUGAGUAAAUAUAUGUAUGAUUAAAUAAAUGGGACUUUGGGAUGGAAAUCGCGUUUUUUUCACGUGAUUUUUUUUUAUAUUUUCUCGAGUGCUCGAAUCUAUAUUUAAGUACCUACUAUAGAUCUGUUGUUGAACUGAUAAUAGAAAUGUUUUACAGUAAUUUAAAGUUUAUUUGACGAAUAAAGCACUUUAAAACUACUUCAAAGAUUUUUUACUAAAAAAAAGCGAUUUCCCGCAUCCGGUUAAAUUUUGAAACUGGUCUGUAGUUACGAGUGCUUUGAAAAUAUUGAUAUAAAUGGGGAUGUGAAUAAUUUCUAAUUUUAAAGUUAAAAAAUUGUUACUGCCCUACUAAAUUUUUGUGACUUUGUGCGCCUGAAUCAAAAUAUAUGCUGUCUAGACUGCAACGAAUAUAUAUUUUUAGCGAAAUAUAUGUUAUAUAAAAUAUACACAAAAAAUUUGGCCUAUAAAGCUUUGUAUUUUUUCAAAAAAAAAACGCCAAUUUUGAUUAUACAGGGUGAUUCGAAAAACAAUGUAUAUUUAGCCAACCACCCUGUGUGUGCCUUUAAAAGAAAUAUUAUAUAAGAAUAAGCUGCUUUUCAUGUCCAAUUUUAAGAAAUAUGCUUAAAAAUAAAAAAACAUAUAUUUUAUAUAGCAACGAAAACGUCUUAUAUAUGUAUUUAUAAAUAAAUAGGUAACGCGGUCGUAAGUACAUUUAAGUGUUGAAUUUUUAAGAAAAAUGUUGAAAAAGAAAUUUAAAUCGAACAAAAAUAUAUUUUUGCACUUAAAGAUAGAAGAUGUGUGGUAUUUAUUUAUCAAGGAUUUUUACAUUUCCAACUUAAAAACGGCUUAACCAUAUUCUAUGAUCAUUAAUGAAUUUAUUUUCGCCAAAAAUGGCAGAAUUAAAAAUAAAAACAAGAUAAAAAAUAUUAAGAUUUUUUUUUUUCUUAAAUAAAUUCUUGUUCUAAUAAAUAAAUACCACACAUAUUUAACUAUCUCUUAGACUAUGCACUGGAUCAUUAUAAAAAUAUAAUAAUUGUUUAAAUGUGGUAAUUCUUAUAUACUUAGAAAUAUUAGUAUGGACAAGAUGAUACGAAAAAGAACAAAAAAAAAUCUCAACUCUUGGUUAAAAUGGUUCUCGCCGAAUUCAAUGGCGUUUUGCAACUAACUUCAGAGCUUAUAUGUCACUCGCUGUUAGCUAAGCCGGCCUUACACUUGUAAGUUUCGCUCACGUAAGUAACUUACGAUAAAUUUACAAAUGUAAAACUCUUUCGUAAGUCGCUUACAGUAGAAUCAUCGGCGCGAAUCUUGAGCGCUGACCUUCACCGGCGCAGAAGUGAUUUAUUAGCAAAGAACCAAUCCCGAGUGACGGCUAUGACGCGAUGCACUGCGGGCCAAUCACCGCUUUAGCCCGCCCCCGCGGCUCACUUCAUACCACAAAAGGGACCCAGUAAAUUACUUCUGCGCAGGUGAAGGUCAGCGCUAAAGAUUCGUGCCGAUGAUUAUAAUGUCUUAGAACUUCUUGCAAAUUACGGAAGUUACUUCCGUACUUUGGAAGCAAGUGACAAGUGUGAAGUCGGGAUAAAAAUGGUUACGAGCCGCCAUAAAAUUUGGCGAUAAUCUUAAUUUAUAAAAAAAAAUUUUUUGUUUUCUUUGCUCGUAAUAUCUUGUCUAGUUAAAUACUGCACUGUUGUAUUAGGUUUGUCACAAAAAUGUCUAGACGUUGACGUGUCUAUGUGUAAAGGAAUAAUUUAAAAAUAUUAAAUUCUAUCGCUUACGUUAGGAGAAUUAAAUAAAAAUAAAACGUUCAUUUUACUAUGGGAGUUAAUUAUUUAGUAGUUUACAAUGCUAAAGAAAAUUACUAUUUUAUAUCGUAAUUUUUGAAUUUGUUUCCAAUGACAUAAUCUGUAAUAGACAAAUUAAACUAUUUUUGAACAAUAGCAUUUAUUCAUUUGAAAUAUAGUAAAAAUACAUUACACCAAACUUGAUGGCGUUUCGCAGCUAACUUCAGAGCGUGUGGCCUAUAUUUCUAUCGAAUCUUGGAUAUAAAACAAAAAUAGUACAUUAUUAUGGACAUAAUUGACGAAAACUGGACGCCUUGUAUCGCGAACGUUGUUUAAAAUAAUAUAAUUUAUUGGUGUAACUGUGAAAUGGUUGGUAUAUGUAAAUAUUUGUUUGUCAACUAAUUUGUCAUUAUAUUUUUUUUAUUUACUGUA